AUGUCUCUUUUACAAGCGAGCAGGAUGACGUGGUCUAAAGCUGGCUAUAAAUUCAAGUUCUCGACUAUCCCCAGCACUUCAAUGAUGGUCUUACACCCAAAGCGAUCCAAAUCUUCCAGCAGUAUCACCACCACUUCCGACAAAAAAAAUUACACUGUACUUCCUCCGCGUUAUGGUCCGAAUCCCUCGAAUCCUAGUUCUUACAAAAAUGGGCCAUCGGAACUGGAUACACAAUUCUGGUAUGAAACCGUGGGAGCGGCAGUGAGAACACUCAUGGAAGGUGCCAACUAUGAUCCUGCCAGAAUUGAGGCAAAUCUCGCUUUUGUUUCGCAAAGCGUGGCGCCUUACUUGGGCCAACGCCCCAUCCAAGGCCAGGUUCCUCCAUGGAGGAGCUUCAUGACUGAUGAUUUCUCCCUCCUGGAGUACAGUUGGAGCUGGGAGAAAUCGCAUCCAAUCAUCCGAUACAGCUUCGAGCCUAUCGGGCAUAUGGCCGGUACUGCAUUAGAUCCCUACAAUCACAACACACCCAUGCAGUGGGUUGAUCACAUCCGCCACAAGUUUCCCUCGGCGGAUUGGGAGUGGUUUAAUCACUUCGCGGGUGCUUUCUACCAGGAUCCUAGUCCUCCAAUUGGAGGCAAGGCUGGACAACUCCUCGGCGAUACGACGAAAACGUCCAGCCCGUCAUCCAUAUUUGUUGGUUUUGAUCUUGGACGCAAUGGCUUAAUGGGUAAAAUGUAUCUCGUCCCUGUAAUAGCAGAGCAGACUGGCCAAUCGCGAUUUACUAUUCUCAAUGACACCCUGCGGACUCUCCCGAAUUGUGGUGAACUACUUGCCUACAGACACCUCGAUCAUUUCUUACGACUCCGGAAUGAGACAGUCCCGCUGCAAAUACUCGGCGCCGCGGUCGAUUGUACUGAUCUGGCACAAUCCAAAUUGAAAAUUUACUUUCGGUCGCCGGCGACGACAUUUGCAAGUGUCAAAGAUAUACUCACUGCUGGAGGCACCAUUAACUCCUGGGAUGAUCAUCAAUUGGGAGAACUUCGUGACCUGUGGUUGAAGGUCCUCGGUCUCCCUUCUGAUUUUCUUGAGGACAUGGGGCUCUCAGACACGACUCACGAGACUGGCGGGGKCUUGUACAACUACGAUAUCAAACCAGGUAAUGAGCAGCCGGAGACCAAGGUGUAUAUUCCAGUCCGGCAUUACGGCCAAAAUGACCGUGCAAUUGCACAGCAAUUAGUAGACUUUCUCCGAGCACGACUUGGGCAUGAAGAAAAGUACUACCAGAGCUUUUUCCAAGUGCUUGACAAUUUGUCUUCUUUUAGGGACUUAGGUCAGGGAUGUGGAAUGCAGACAUAUAUUUCCUGCGGCAUCAAGAACGGGAGACUUUGCAUCACUUCGUACCUGUCCCCGCAGAUCUAUCAUCCUAGCCGGUGGUUGACGGCGGAAAAGUGA
Messenger RNA from Talaromyces amestolkiae, 1452 nucleotides. RefSeq lists its product as uncharacterized. The record is from RefSeq and is a predicted model, not a curated record. Gene Ontology annotation, molecular function: transferase activity, transferring alkyl or aryl (other than methyl) groups. Gene Ontology annotation, biological process: alkaloid metabolic process. Bases 1 to 1452 code for a protein of 483 amino acids. Lineage: Eukaryota; Fungi; Ascomycota; Eurotiomycetes; Eurotiales; Trichocomaceae. The transcript has a single exon.